Neurospora tetraspora is the source of this 519-nucleotide messenger RNA. RefSeq lists its product as uncharacterized. The transcript has a single exon. The coding region runs from base 171 to 449 and encodes 92 amino acids. The record is from RefSeq and is a predicted model, not a curated record. Lineage: Eukaryota; Fungi; Ascomycota; Sordariomycetes; Sordariales; Sordariaceae.
CCAGGUUGCCCACCCCAGCGCAUAACCCAGAUCCAUGCAUAAAGAUAGAUCGUAAGGUAUCUUCCCUUUUUCAUCUCGUUUUCCGUUUUUCAUCCCAACCGACUUCGUUGAACCUUUUAUCCCAACCAACUUCGUUGAACCUUUUAUCCGCACGCCAACCCACCAUCAAAAUGGCACCUCGCCGUACUCAAGCCUCUCAACCUCCGGCCGACCGCGGCGCCAGCUCUUCCGCCGCCAGAGAAAAAGAUCCGAACGACGACUGGAUUAAUCAGAACAUGCCGAUCAUUGGCGGCCUAGAUCUCCUCAGUCUCCUCCGCCGUCGCAGUCUUACCUUCCUCGUCAAUAAGGCUGAGCAGUCCGUCCAGUUCGGGAAGGUAGAAAUGCCAGCGCCAUUCCGCUACCCUUUCGACUACCCCUUCUCCGAGAGCCAGUCGUUCAAUCGAGUGUAAGGAUGUGUGCGGGAGCUGGCCGUCUAUCCGUCUGUCAUAUCAAUCGUCGGGGAAACUCCAUCCAUAAGCG